Molecule: messenger RNA, 348 nt
Organism: Closterium sp. NIES-65
Lineage: Eukaryota; Viridiplantae; Streptophyta; Zygnematophyceae; Desmidiales; Closteriaceae
Source: the annotation of a GenBank genome assembly
AUGGCUGCCUUGGCUACGUGCACCUCGUGCUCGCUCUCGAGCCUCUCCGUCGCUGCUGGAACUGCCAGCCUCAGAAGACUUCAACGACCAGCAGCCGUUCCUGUGCUGCCAGCUCGGCGAUCAGUGACCGUGCGAGCAGCAAAGCUCCCCGCUGGGGUCCCGUCACCUAAAGUGGAGCCCAACAUUCCAAAGCCGUUCUGGGGUUUCACCGAGAACGCGGAGUCGUGGAACUCGCGAGCCGCCAUGAUCGGGCUGUUCGGGGUCAUUAUCUUGGAAGCGGUUGCUGGCAGAGGAAUUCUUGAGUUGAUUGGUGUGGAAAUCGGCAACGGGUUGGACCUUCCUUUCUAG